UGCGAGUGACGUUUGGUGGGGUCUCGCUCGGGGAAGCAAGACGCGAGUCGGCAUUCUUUCCGUGCACCAUCUUGCAUAUCAAACAGCAACCACGUCUACCUUUGAUCGCGCCUUACUCUCAUACUCAGCCAAGACUGAAUCCCUUAGGCGACUGAAUUUGUUCAUAUACCAAUUUACUUCCACGAUGGCACCAAUCAAGACAAUCGAGUACUUUCGCGUCAAGCCCCGCUGGCUGUUCGUCAAGAUAGCCGAUGCAGAGGGUCAUGUUGGAUGGGGAGAAGCAACUUUGGAAGGACACACUCAAGCUGUAGAAGGCACUCUUCUUGGAUACAUCGACCGCUUCCUCAGCCUCGAGGCUGAUGACAUCGAAGAGAUUUGGCAACAGGCGUGGAGAAAGAGCUUUUACCGCGGUGGUCCCGUCUUCAUGAGUGCUCUCGCCGGCAUCGAUAUUGCACUAUGGGACCUCAAAGCUCGAAAGCUUGGUGUGCCAAUCCAUCAAUUACUCGGAGGUAAAGUGAGACAGAAGGUCCAAGUCUAUGCUUGGAUCGGAGGCGAUCGUCCGUCUUCGGUGGCAGAAGCUGGUAAAGAACGACUCGCUCAAGGCUUCCGAGCAGUCAAGAUGAAUGCAACGGAGGAUGUCGGGUGGCUGGACUCGCCAUCCAGACUAGACUCGGCUGUUGAGAGAGUCAAGACUGUGAAGAGUUUGGGACUUGAUGUCGCUGUCGACUUCCAUGGCAGAAUUCACAAGGCUAUGGCCAAGCAGUUGGCGCGUAAGUUGGAGGGCUGCGACGUUCUUUUCUUGGAGGAACCGCUACUCAGCGAGCACCCAGAGGGCAUAAAACAGCUGUCGAAUCUCACGAGCUCACCCAUCGCUCUCGGUGAGAGACUAUACAGUCGAUGGGAUUUCAAGAGAUUCUUCGAAGAUGCUUCGGUUGAUAUCAUUCAGCCCGAUAUCUCGCAUUGUGGAGGUAUCUCUGAGAUCAGAAGAAUUGCAGCCAUGGCCGAAACAUAUGAUGUUGCUAUCGCGCCCCACUGCCCUCUAGGACCCAUCGCCCUUGCAGCAUGCUUACAGAUCGGUCUUUGCACACCCAAUCAUAUGAUCCAAGAAAUGUCCGUGGGCAUUCAUUACAAUGUUCAGGCUGGUGAACACGACAUCCACAGCUAUGUACUCAAUCCAGAAGUAUUCAAAGUCAAGGAUGGAUAUCUGGAUGCCUUGACAGGACCUGGUUUGGGCAUUGAGGUUGAUGAAGAGGCCGUCAGGAGAGUAGCCGAGAACACAGAGCCGUGGCCAUUACAAGGAUUUGUCGGUGUCGACGGCGCCCUCAGAGAGUGGUGAUGAGAAAUCCGAAUCUGGUCGGAUGAGGAAGCGGCGACGCGAGAAAUUUCUUGGUCUCACCUUCCGUUUCUGCUCAUUGGUAAGUUCAUCGUUAUGAGAAUGCAGGGGCGGCCGGUUUUCUAUUACCAAGAUCUAUUAUGCUUUAAUACAGAUAUGUUGUAAGCUACGAUUCUAAGAGAUGCU
Aureobasidium pullulans EXF-150 is the source of this 1519-nucleotide messenger RNA. RefSeq names its product mandelate racemase/muconate lactonizing enzyme family protein. Gene Ontology annotation, molecular function: galactonate dehydratase activity. Gene Ontology annotation, biological process: D-galactonate catabolic process; amino acid catabolic process. The transcript is spliced from 7 exons. The record is from RefSeq and is a predicted model, not a curated record. Lineage: Eukaryota; Fungi; Ascomycota; Dothideomycetes; Dothideales; Saccotheciaceae. The coding region runs from base 185 to 1336 and encodes 383 amino acids.